AUGGCAGGGAAUUGCUGGGGGCAGGUGGUGCAGCAAACGCCUCCGAUGGUGAUGCAAAUUGGGAAUCACCGAGAAGUCAUCAGCUUCAAUGUCACCCAACUGUCGGACACGCCUAUAGUAUUAGGCAUGAGUUGGCUGCACAGGCACAGCCCAGCAUUGGCGUGGUACCAGCGACAACUGACCUUCGGCUCCUCAUACUGUGCGGAACAUUGCAUUCUGCCUAGCCCGGAAGGGGAAGAGGAUGACCCGCAGCUACAAUUAGGCACGCUGCAAGCAGUGCCACUCAAGUACGCAGCGUUUUUGGAGGUUUUCUGCGAGAAGGAAGCGGACAAGCUACCUCCCCACAGGUCUUAUGACUGCAAGAUUGACCUCCUGCCAGGGGCGACGCUGCCGACCGGGAAACUGUAUUCCAUGUCUGAAGACGAGCUGCAGGAACUCAGGGAGUUCAUAGACCUCAACUUGAAGCGCGGUUUCAUCCGGGAGUCGAAGGCAGUGGGGGGCAGUCCUGUAUUCUUUGUGAAGAAGAAGGACACGCCCCAAAAAGGCUUGUGGUGGACUAUAGAAUUUUGA
This is a messenger RNA of Podarcis lilfordi (Lilford's wall lizard), 570 nucleotides long. The record is from the annotation of a GenBank genome assembly. Lineage: Eukaryota; Metazoa; Chordata; Lepidosauria; Squamata; Lacertidae.